Messenger RNA from Beauveria bassiana ARSEF 2860, 2472 nucleotides. Its product is annotated as MIF4G domain-containing protein. Gene Ontology annotation, molecular function: protein binding; RNA binding. The record is from RefSeq and is a predicted model, not a curated record. Gene Ontology annotation, biological process: mRNA splicing, via spliceosome. NCBI's taxonomy places the organism in Eukaryota, Fungi, Ascomycota, Sordariomycetes, Hypocreales, Cordycipitaceae. The transcript has a single exon. Gene Ontology annotation, cellular component: catalytic step 2 spliceosome. The coding region runs from base 1 to 2472 and encodes 823 amino acids.
AUGGCGUCGGCCGAGGUGGGAAUACCGCGCCGCGAGCGCGAUCGCGACCAGCGCGACGGCAACCCUCGUCGCCGUGACGGUGGCGAUUCGUACCGUCCCGGUGGCCGCCCGCGAUCGCGCACGCCGCCUCCCGUCCCGACUGAGGAACAGAAGCAGGCGGCGGCCAAGGCUGAGUACGAGAAGCUCCUGACGUCGCGAUCCGGAGGCACGUACAUUCCACCCGCGCGUCUGCGUGCCUUGCAGUCGCAGAUUACCGACAAGAGCAGUAAGGAGUACCAGCGCAUGGCGUGGGAGGCGCUCAAGAAGAGUAUCAACGGUCUCAUCAACAAGGUCCAUACGGCCAACAUCAAGCACAUCGUUCCCGAGCUGUUUAGUGAGAACCUGAUCCGCGGCCGCGGCCUCUUUUGCCGCUCGAUCAUGAAGGCACAGGCUGCCAGUCUGCCCUUCACGCCCAUCUAUGCCGCCAUGGCAGCCAUUGUCAACACCAAGCUACCCCAGGUCGGCGAGCUUCUCGUCAAGCGCUUGGUCAUGCAGUUUCGCAAGGGCUUCAAGCGAAACGACAAGUCGGUGUGCUUGUCGUCCACGACGUUUCUGGCACACUUGAUCAAUCAGCAGGUGCAACACGAAAUGCUUGCCGGCCAGAUUCUCCUCCUCUUGCUCAACAAGCCCACGGACGACAGCGUUGAAAUUGCUGUUGGCUUCUGCCGCGAAGUUGGUCAGUUUCUCGAAGAAAUGCGGCCCACGAUCGCCAAUGCCGUCUUUGACCAGUUCCGCAAUAUCCUCCACGAGGCCGGCAUCGACAAGCGAACACAGUACAUGAUCGAGGUCCUCUUCCAGGUGCGCAAGGACCGCUACAAGGACAACCCGGCUGUCAAGGAGGAGCUCGAUCUCGUCGAGGAAGAAGACCAAAUCACACACCAAGUUGAGCUUGAUGGCGAAAUCAACGUGCAGGACACCCUAAACAUUUUCAAGUUUGACGAGCAAUAUGAGGAGAACGAGGAGGCCUACAAGAGACUCAAGGCAGAGAUUCUCGGCGAAGCGAGCGACGACGAAGAUGACGAGGACGCCGAAGAUGAGAGCUCUGACGAGGAGGAUGACCAAGAAACCAAAGCUAUGGAAAUCAAGGAUCAGUCAAACGCCGACCUGGUCAACCUGCGCCGCACCAUCUACCUGACCAUCAUGUCUAGCGCCGACCCCGAAGAAGCCACGCAUAAGCUCAUGAAGAUUAACCUGCCCGCGGGCCAAGAACCAGAGAUGCCGUCCAUGAUUGUGGAGUGCUGCUCGCAAGAAAAGACUUAUACAAAGUUCUUUGGCUUAAUUGCGGAGCGCUUCGCCAAGAUCAACCGCCUCUGGUGCGACCUGUUUGAGCAGUCGUUCCAAAAGUACUACGAGACCAUUCACCGCUACGAGAACAACAAGCUGCGCAACAUUGCCAUGCUAUUUGGCCACAUGUUUGGCUCCGACGCCCUCGGCUGGCACUGCCUCUCCGUGAUUCGCCUCAACGAGGACGAGACGACGUCGAGCAGCCGCAUCUUCAUCAAGAUUCUGUUCCAGAGCCUCGUCGAGGAGAUUGGCCUGCCCAAGAUCAAGGCGCGCAUGGCCGACGAGGUGCUGCGCCCCAGCCUCGAGGGCCUCUUCCCCAGGGACAAUGCCCGCAACAUUCGCUUCGCCAUCAACUACUUUACCAGCAUUGGCCUCGGCGCGCUGACCGAGGAGAUGCGCGAGUUUCUCCAAAACAUGCCCAAGCCGACGCUUCCCGCACCGGCGGCGCGCCGCGGCGGUGGCGACGACUCCGACUCCGACUCGGUGUCGAGCUAUUCGUCUCGCACUGGAUCGUCGUACAGUCGCUCCCCCAGCCCGCGCCGUAUUGACGACGAUCGCGGCCGCUCGCUGUCGCGCUCACCCUCACGCCGUAACCGUGGGCGGUCAUAUUCGAGUAGUCGCUCCCGCUCCGCUUCCUAUAGUAGCCGCAGCCGCAGCAGGAGCCGCCAGUCCGUCUCCGACGCCGGUCGCGGCCGCCGCCAAUCCUCAUACUCGGCCAGCCCUCCUCGCCGCGGCCGCCGCGCCCCCUCCUACAGCCGCUCCCGCUCCCGCAGCCGCUCCUACGACUCCUACAGCGACGUCUCGCCCCCGCCCUCCCGCAGCCGCGCUCGCGACGCCAGCCCGCCCCGGGUCAAGCGCCGCAACAGCUCCUCGAUCAGCCGCAGUCCUCCACCCCGCAAGAGGGGCCGCUCGCCCUCGUACUCUCGCUCGCUGUCUCGCUCGCGCUCGCCGCUGCCCGCGCGCCGCAUCAAGACGGAGGAUCGCAGCCGCAGCCGCAGCCGGUCACCGCUUCGUGCUACGCGCGGCGACUCGCGCAGCAACGGCAGACGACGGUCGUCGAGCCCCGUGGCGUCAAAGAGGAGGCGUGCUAAUAGCUCGAGUGUUUCGCGGUCGCCGCCACCGGUCAAGCGUGGCCGUCGUGGUAGUUGA